CUGUAUGUAUGUGUUUCUCGACUCCUUCGCGUGUUGUUGGAUCUAGUUUUUGCGGUAUUUCCGCGAAAGAAUAAAAAAAAUAUAUUGCGCACGUGUUGCGAAUGCUUAACAAUAAGUGAAGAAAAAUAUAUAUUUGAUGGAAUUUGGUCAUCGAAUUAAGCGACACCUCUGCAUGCAUGAAUAUAUGAAUGAAUGGUAUGGCGAGAAAAAAAUUGCUAAAAAUGUGCCCGCUUGAAGCAAUAAGUUUGUUGACCAAGCAAAUUUGAUUUAAAACGGUGUGACUAGAAAUUCCGUCUUAAAUAACAUAAUGAAAUAACACAUUCGUCAGCGAAUUCCGUACGUUAAGUUCUAAUUCGCUUUCUGUCGAACUUGGGUGCGAGAAUGAAUGAAAUCAGUAGUUCAUUUAACAAUAAGUUCGCAUCCAAUUAGCAAACAAAACGCAAGUGAUAGCGACUGCAAAAGUAUAUACUUCAAAAAUGAUUUGCGCAAUAGUCUUUUCAACGUUUCCCCCCAAAAUAUAAAACAAAGAACAAUUCGAUGCAAGUCAUCGUUCCUCUUUUCGGAAAAAAUAAUCAUUCAGUAUAAAUGUUGGAUUAAACAAAUGUCAAAUAUAAACAAUUGUCGAAGGAAAAAUGCGAUUAUUCAACAAGAUUUACAAACAAAAAUAACAACAGUCAUUCUCAUCGAUUUAUAUGAGAGUUCUGGCAAAACAGAUUGUUUCGAAUCGAAUCAACGAAAUUAUAUUGUUGAUAUUUUUGCUCAGUCUUCUUUUCGCAACCUUUUCGCCAAUACACCGGAAUUUCUCUUAUGUUUAUCCAAUGGCAUUUGUUUAUUUACUCGAAGACAGAGAGAAAGUACAGUUUGUCCAACGUGGUUUAUUUUAACCAUAAUAAAUAAAGCUUGAGUUUGCGUUAUGAUCAAUGAAACAUAAAUUCACCAUAUAUUUUGUUGAAAUCACUUCGUUCUGAAUACUUCUUAUCAGCGGAUUUCAAUGCGUGCUAAUUGGUUGUAACCGCUUAUUUCAGUUUUUUUUUGACGAAUGUGUUAUUGAUUCGUAUGCCAAUCAAUGUUGAUCGAAUUAAAUCGAAAUCAACUUUUUUGGUUACUGUAAUAGCCAAAUCCCGGCAUUCUGAAGCAACAUGGUUUUGAAAAAUCCACUCUUACUUGUUACAAUACCAUUAGCAUUGGCAUUGAGCUUGAUUUGGUUUCGCAGAAAAAAAAUUCAUUGUGAUUCAGGUGGUGACAAAGGGUCGACAAGUGACAAGACAAUAAAUCCAAAUUUCGAAUCGAAUAGUGAAAAAAUUGAACCGCGUAUCGAUUUAAAGCAUAGCAUAUCCAUGCCAAUCGAAAGUACGCCGAUGAAACGAUCUUCAUUAGCUCUCAAUAAUAACGAUUCAUUUGAUUUUAAAUUUGGUAAAUCGGCACCCAUUGAUAUAACGCCACAUAAAACAUCACCAACACGCUCGAAAAACGGUUCAAACGAAAGCGAUAAAAAUAAAGACGACGGUUCAGAAUACAAAGCAUUGAACUCGAUUGAAGAGAAUUCGGUGGAAUCGGUUGAUUUGCCCGGAUCCAUUGAUUGUCGCCGUCGUUUUUCAUUUACUAUUAAAACAAACGAGCCGGCUGUUGUUGUUAAAGCAUCCACAAUGGAUGUCAAUAAAUCGCCACAAAGUUCCUUUGAAACGUUGAAUACGUCACCACCAUCAAAUGCACCAGCUCCAGUUAGCAUCAAAACCACACCGUCUGCCAACAAAUCAGCAAAAAAUAGUGAAAAGAAAUCGAAAGCUGGAAAGCAAUCGAACGCCAAUGACGUUGCCAGUGACAAAGGUGUGAAGAAACAAGAACGUGUUUUGCCAGUUGCAAGCCCACCGCUUAGCUUGUGCAGCAAUAAAUCGAAUCAAUCUCACGAUUCCGGUGACUCAGGCAAAGGUUCAAGUCCAGCCAAUUCAGAGGGUGGCCAAACAUUGUCGUCAAUUCAAUCGUACGACUUUGAAUUACCUCAGACAAUAGUCGGAUGUCUCGUUGGCAAGAAUGGCGUAACGGUGAAAAAGAUUCGCGAUGAAUGCAAUGUUAAUAUUAUGAUCAAACGGCAUCCAAUUAAACAUCGAAAAUACAAGCUGUGUACAGUGCAAGGCACACAACAACAAAUUGACACCGCACUCGCCAUGAUCAAGUCUAAAAUGCCACAUAAAAUGAAUUUAGAACGGGUUGAUAUCGAGAAUGAAACAGCUGAAAUGUUGGCAGCCAUAUCACAAAUUGAUUCUAACCGAUUGCAGCUCAACUUGAUCGACGGCAUAAAUAACGACGUGGCCGUGUGUGCUGUUAUCAAUGGCGGUCAUUUGUUCUUGCAACAACCGUUGCAUCCUAGCUAUAUGUCAUUGAAUGUAUUGCAAAAUUGUAUGAACCAAAGUUACUCAUCAUUCGAGUCACCCGUACUUCCAAACUUUAGCAUCGGCACAGUGUGCGUUGGUCAAAUUGACGGUCAUUGGUAUCGUUAUCAAAUUAUUGACUAUACACCAGGAGCCACAACCUGUGUUGCUAAGUAUUUAGAUUUUGGUGGAUACUGUGAAAUUCAAACGACUGAGCUUAGGCAAAUUAGAACCGAUUUUAUGACAGUUCCAUUCCAAGCUAUCGAAUGUCUUUUAGGUGACAUCAAACCAAAAGGUGGAGAAUGGUGUAUAGAAGCUUCUCAGGCUAUAGUGGAAUUAACCCAAUAUAGAACAAUACAAGCGCAAAUAACUAAUUACACGGAAACUGGAGUGCCAGAAGUCCACCUAUAUUCAUUUCUAAGUCCAAAUAACGUUGUAUUCAUCAAUCAAGAGCUAGUGGCUAGAAAUUAUGCUGAAUGGUGUGAGCCAACGGUUUCUGCGUAAACAAACGCGUAAGAUAUAUUUUAUAAUAAGGCGUAUAAAAAUCCAUCAUUUCACAUAUUUUCAAAACGAAAAUCAUACCCCACAAGCAUUACGCGUACGAGAAAUGAAAGCAAGAAAAAGAAAAAAGAAAAACUGAUAAUUAUUAUUGAUUAAUAACCAAUUCAAACAAAAUGAUAUAUACAAAUUGUUAUAUGCUCCGUUAAUGAAUGGUUAAUCUCUGUUAUUCGUGAACGUGACUCAAAUUAAGUUUUAAACAGAAGAAAUCCAAGAAAAAUUUACUAAAAAAACAAUCAAUGAUGAUACAUUUUUUAGAAUAAAAAACUAUAAAAUUGGAGGUAAACAAAACAACUCUAUCUCACUAGAAAAAUGGCAAAAUUUAAAAAUGCACUUCAAAUGCAGCAAAAAAAAAACAAACAAACAAGAAUCAAUACGAAGAACGAUUGAGCUCAACAAGUUUUA
Messenger RNA from Contarinia nasturtii (swede midge), 3332 nucleotides. It is a transcript of the gene spoon, whose product is annotated as A-kinase anchor protein 1, mitochondrial. Gene Ontology annotation, molecular function: RNA binding. The transcript is spliced from 6 exons. The record is from RefSeq and is a predicted model, not a curated record. NCBI's taxonomy places the organism in Eukaryota, Metazoa, Arthropoda, Insecta, Diptera, Cecidomyiidae. Bases 1140 to 2873 code for a protein of 577 amino acids.